CUGACAGCCGACAGCGAGGAGAGUCCAGAGCAAGCACCGUGACGAGCACAGGAUAAUUACCUUACUGAUCCGGAUCUGAUUUAAAUUUAAAAAAAAAAAAGAAAAAAGAAGAAAAAAGAUAUUACAUUUUCACAGAAGGAUGUUAUCGAGGCAGCCCGGAGCGCCGAGGUGUGCUUUCGCGUCUCCACCGAUCUCACCCGAGCUCGAGUUGCACUGCGCUCGCACCAGCGUGUGUGGAAGCACGCAAACUUAGCCGGAGAAGUGUGUGACGCACUGGAGAACCCGAGCAGAACCUGUAUAUCUCAAUAACAUUCGGGCAUCAGGAAUCCGGAGCGGUGUGUGUGCAGUGUGUGUGUGCAGUGCAUGAGGAGGCAUGAGUCGUUGUUAACUCGUUACUGCGUGCUUUGGACGUGUGUGCAGGGAACGUGCGUCGGAGUUUGUGCGCUGAAGAUUUCGCCUGGAUGUUGAAGUGAAUUCCGCGCGAUGUGUGAAAUUGCGCACGACCUGGCCCUUCUUGCGCUUUUGGCUGAGACGCACCCAAGGCGAGUUGCACACCAAAGAAGACAAUGUGUAACCUGCAACAUAUCACGUAUUUCUAGUGCGUAAACGCGUCUGAGGGUUUUCCCCCCCUCUUUUUUUCUUUUCCGGGGGAGAGUAACCAUGUGCGUCAUUUCGUAACUUUGCUGCGCGUUUUUUGGAAACGAGAGCCGGACAGGGUGAUAUUCCCUUUCACACACAUAUUUACAUUUCUUCGUCAUGCUCAGGCAAAUGCUGUUGAACUCGACGGCGGCGGCCGCGCGGGACCUGGACGCUAUAAGCCAGACGCACGCGCCGGCUCCCCUGGACGUGUCGCACGCGCCGGUCAGCGUGUCGGCGCUGCUGAAGCCCGCGGGUCGCGGCGGCGCUGGCGGGGGCGCGCUGCGCGAGCUCAAUAAGCCGGACCUGACGACCUACGUGGUCAUGUGCAUAGUGCUCUUCCUUCUCGUGCUGCUCAUCGUGGUGUUCAUCAACUGCCAGCUGCGCAACUCGUUCUUCGCCUCCACGCCGUACGACCGCUCUCUGCGCGAGGCCCGAACCUCGUACAAAUGAAACACCUCGUGCGCUGUAACGCACAUGGCCUUUGUGACGCAACAGAGAGCUGGCCCUUGCGCUCUGUGGAUUACCCAUGGUCUGUUUGGAGAGGUGCGCGGACUUGUAAUGCCAACGCGCUUGCGUCCAUGAACUUUCUCUCAUGUUGUGUGUGUGUGUGCGUGUGUGUGUGUGCACUGCAAUGUAUUGCAGGUUCUUUUCUUGCAUGAAUUAAAUCUGUAAUUAAAUAUUAUGUGUACAAUCACAAGCUGCGUGAAUUAAGGGCUUUGCUUGUAAAAUAAACAGUCGAAAGUGUGAAUGGUAAAUAUUAAUAAUAUAACAUUUACCAUAUUUAUAAUAAUCUAUGAUCAUCAU
Clarias gariepinus (North African catfish) is the source of this 1443-nucleotide messenger RNA. Its product is annotated as small integral membrane protein 32-like. The record is from RefSeq and is a predicted model, not a curated record. The coding region runs from base 757 to 1089 and encodes 110 amino acids. NCBI's taxonomy places the organism in Eukaryota, Metazoa, Chordata, Actinopteri, Siluriformes, Clariidae. The transcript has a single exon.